This is a messenger RNA of Diospyros lotus (date-plum), 721 nucleotides long. RefSeq names its product transcription factor MTB1-like. Gene Ontology annotation, biological process: regulation of DNA-templated transcription. The coding region runs from base 177 to 641 and encodes 154 amino acids. NCBI's taxonomy places the organism in Eukaryota, Viridiplantae, Streptophyta, Magnoliopsida, Ericales, Ebenaceae. Gene Ontology annotation, molecular function: sequence-specific DNA binding; DNA-binding transcription factor activity. The record is from RefSeq and is a predicted model, not a curated record. Gene Ontology annotation, cellular component: nucleus. The transcript is spliced from 3 exons.
UUUGCAGAAAAAGACAAUAGCAUUAGCAGCUUGGCUUGGCAUCCUUACAUUCCACGAUCCCAAGACACGUCACACGCCCUCUCUUUUCCUCACUCUAUAUAUAUAAAUCAAAGCCCUGCAUUAAUCUAAUCCAACUUUAUCUUUAUAUAUACACCCCGAGAGAGAGAGAGAGAGAGAUGGAGUCGAGGCUGCAAAAGAGAAUGAAACUGCUAAGAAAGCUUCGUAUUCUGAGAACACGACUUACCAACUCCAGAUCUUUGAAGAUGAAAAAGACCUCCAUCGUCACGGAUGCUUUUUUCCAUAUCUAUAAACUCAAACUCAAGCUCGAAGCCAUCAAAAGAGAGUAUCUUUACCUAUUGCAGCAUAUUCCGGAGGUGAAAGUAGAGAAAGUCGGGAAGAAUUUUGUGGUGAAAGUGACUUGCAAGAAAGGAAAAGACGCUCUGGUCUCAAUCUUGGAGAGCUUUGAGGAAACUGGACUUAAUGUUGUGCAAGCAAGGGUAUCGUCCAGGGCUUUUCUAUGCGUUGAAGCCAUUGUUGAGGCUCAAGACCAAGGCAUUGGUGCUAGAGAUAUCACAGAGGCUGUUCAAAAGGCCCUUGGCACGCCAGCUGGAGAGGGGAUAGAAAAUACUAAAAUACCAUGAUUUUUUAUUUUCCCAGGUGUGAACGCGGAGAACUGUAAACUUAGAUGGAGCACUUUAAUAUUAUGAACUUGUUUAAGUUA